UUAGCUAUUAUCCUAAAAAAAGUUAGGGAGGAAAAAUAAAACUUUCCCCGUCGUUUCGCCGCCAAUUACAGCCACACACCCACCACGAGUGUACAGUCAGAGAUCCACUGCCGUGCCUCACCUUCCCACACCCACGAUUUCGUCGAGCACCUCGCGAGCAAAGCAGGCAGACGGCGGACGGAUAAAUCAUGGAGGAGAGCGGCGCGAGCGCGGCGGCCGUAGUCCCUCGGCUGUUGGCGGCGAAGGAGGAGUCCGGGAAAAGCUUCUCGGACAUCGCGGCCGAGACGGGGCUCACCAACGUUUACGUCGCGCAGCUGCUGCGCCGCCAGGCGCAGCUGAAGCCCGACAUGGCGCCCGCGUUCCGGGCGGCCGUCCCGGCGCUCACCGACGAGCUCGUGGAGCUCAUGAUGCGGCCGCCUUUCCGGUCCUACCACCCGGACAUCGUCCACGAGCCAACCAUAUACAGAUUGAAUGAAGCUGUUAUGCAUUUUGGAGAGAGCAUCAAGGAGAUCAUCAAUGAGGAUUUUGGUGAUGGAAUCAUGUCGGCUAUAGACUUCUACUGUUCAGUUGACAAGAUUCAAGGGGCUGAUGGAAAAGAUCGUGUGGUGGUCACAUUUGAUGGGAAGUAUCUGCCUUACACCGAGCAGAGAUCUGAACAUAUGAUGUCAAGAUUGAACCGGAAUGCAUCUUGAGAUGGCUGGUGUUACGAAGAGGAUGUAUGUUCAUGGUGUAACACAUUGUGUGUUGCCUGAUUCUACUUUAGACUUGGAAAAAAAUGAAUAAUGGCUUUUCUGGCAUGAAUGACCGACAAAUAAACGAACUUUCUACAUGUAUGCAGAAUAAUUUGUUAAAAAUGUGGUUUAAAUCAUCA
This is a messenger RNA of Triticum aestivum (bread wheat), 871 nucleotides long. Its product is annotated as cyanate hydratase. The coding region runs from base 189 to 692 and encodes 167 amino acids. The record is from RefSeq and is a predicted model, not a curated record. The transcript has 4 exons. Gene Ontology annotation, molecular function: cyanate hydratase activity; DNA binding. NCBI's taxonomy places the organism in Eukaryota, Viridiplantae, Streptophyta, Magnoliopsida, Poales, Poaceae.